AUGGCUGGUGCUGGUGAAACCUGGUUUCUCGGCGGCGCCAAAAGUGGUGUUUACAAGACUGUGCGAAACCGAAUUUCUGCCACUCGACCCGCACAAUUUGGAACUGUACAAGAGUUUUGUUCCAAACAUAAUGAAAAACGGACACGACAAAUGUUAUUUAACAGUGUAAAGAUGUGCCCUAAGUGUGGGAAACCUUGUGCAGUAACCCUCUCUUCUUGUAAUCGCUGUAAUGCUUCUUUGGGUAAUGUGGGAGUAAGUGAAACACCCAAUCUUUUCUCUGCCUUUAUACUUGGUAUAGAAAACAGUGGUACUUUCCCUCUCAAAAUAUCUAUUCGUCAUGAAACAGAAUCUAUACUUGUAUUUGAUGAUCCUCUUGCACUAUCUCCUGCACAUUUUUGCGCAAUUCCUACCACAGAUUUUAUUCCUGAUUGGCGAUAUCUUCUCUAUAAGCCUAAACGUGGACUUGAAUUAGUAAAAUCUCUUGUUAAUGCUUGUCAUAAGGUUCUUAGAGAACAAUUUCUGGAAAGCAAAGAAUGGAAAAUGUCUGUAUUACAAGGAGCAGAAAUAGAUACUAAUCAAGACAUUCUUAUGGGCUUUAACUAUCCUCCUUCUCAGAAUCAGUUGCAUGUACAGUACAUUACUCCACCAUUGAUGCCUCAUCAAUAUAAUAUGCAUUGUCGUGGUCAACAUUUUACCUUUAAUCGUUUUUUCCCUAUUAGUUAUGUUGAACAAUGUCUAGGCGCACUUAUAGAGAAGAGUGAUCCUUUGGAGGUUGAUAAUUCUUUUCUGGAUUUAUCUAUUGAUGAUUUAGUUGCUAAAUUGGAUAAAGAUUGUGGUAUUUCCUAUAAAGAUGAGCACAGCAUGUUUUUUUCACGUGUUUAUAAGUUGCAAGAAAAGUUGGGUAGAUGGACGACAGAAAACUUUGAGGGUGUUUAUCAGAUUCCGAAUAAUGCCGAUGAUAAGAAAGGAAAACUUUUGUUUAAACCUUUACAGGGAGAAAGUUUUUACGUUGAUGAACCACUAGCUAUUGGUGAAGAGAAAAAGAAGCUUCAGAACUAUGGUAGAGAUUAUGAUGAAAAUGGAAACCCAAGUGGAGGAUUUUAUGCCUUUCCCAAAUCAUUAGAUGAAAUCAAUAUGUGGUGUUAG
This is a messenger RNA of Trypanosoma theileri, 1146 nucleotides long. RefSeq lists its product as uncharacterized. NCBI's taxonomy places the organism in Eukaryota, Euglenozoa, Kinetoplastea, Trypanosomatida, Trypanosomatidae. The coding region runs from base 1 to 1146 and encodes 381 amino acids. The record is from RefSeq and is a predicted model, not a curated record. The transcript has a single exon.